GCGACUGCGGACGGAAUUCCCACGUGAUGGUGACGUCAGCGCGCCCGCGCUGGCAGGCCUGCCGCCUUGGGCUUCCGCGGGUCCCCGGGGUCGGCUUGGACGCUUUACGGCCGGGUGUGGUGGUGGUUUUCUCCAGACGCCCGGGGCCUGGUCUCGGCCUGCACCAUGUACCACAACAGCAGCCAGAAGCGGCACUGGACUUUUGCCAAUGAGGAGCAGCUGGCACGGCUGCGAGCCGACGCCAACCGCAAGUUCAAAUGCAAAGCGGUGGCGAACGGGAAGGUUCUUCCAAAUGAUCCAGUCUUUCUUGAACCUCAUGAAGAAAUGACACUCUGCAAAUAUUAUGAGAAAAGAUUAUUGGAAUUCUGUUCCGUGUUUAAGCCAGCAAUGCCAAGGUCUGUUGUGGGAACAGCUUGUAUGUAUUUCAAGCGUUUUUACCUUAAUAACUCAGUAAUGGAGUAUCACCCCCGGAUAAUAAUGCUUACUUGUGCAUUUUUAGCCUGCAAAGUAGAUGAAUUCAAUGUCUCUAGUCCACAGUUUGUUGGAAAUCUGAGGGAGAGUCCUCUUGGACAGGAGAAGGCACUUGAACAGAUUCUGGAAUACGAACUACUUCUUAUACAGCAGCUUAAUUUCCACCUUAUUGUCCACAAUCCUUAUAGGCCGUUUGAGGGCUUCCUCAUUGAUAUAAAGACUCGCUAUCCCAUGUUGGAGAAUCCAGAGAUGCUGAGGAAAACAGCUGAUGACUUUCUUAAUAGAGUUGCAUUGACGGAUGCUUACCUUUUGUACACACCUUCCCAGAUUGCCCUGACUGCCGUUCUAUCUAGUGCAUCCAGAGCAGGAAUUUCUAUGGAAAGUUAUUUAUCAGAAAGUCUGAUGCUGAAAGAGAAUAGAACUUGCUUGUCACAGUUACUAGAUAUAAUGAAAAGCAUGAGAAACUUGGUAAAAAAAUAUGAACCACCCAGACCUGAAGAAGUUGCUAUUCUAAAACAGAAGUUAGAGAGAUGUCACUCUGCUGAGCUUGCGCUUAAUGUAAUUACGAAGAAGAGGAAAGGCUAUGAAGAUGAUGAUUACAUCUCAAAGAAAUCCAAACAUGAGGAGGAAGAAUGGACCGACGAUGACCUGGUAGAUUCUCUCUAACCGUCUCAAAUUGACUUGUCAAUGCUAACUCAUCAACAGCAGGGGGAAGCAUAUCUGGCUUUGUAAAAUGAAAUAAUGUAAAAGCAUCUAAAUAUAUUAAAUUUUUCUAUUUAUGUUAUGUAAAUAUUCUUCCUUUCGGGGUAGCUUUUUGUGAAAUAAAACGUUUCCAAAGAA
Molecule: messenger RNA, 1311 nt
Organism: Equus quagga
Lineage: Eukaryota; Metazoa; Chordata; Mammalia; Perissodactyla; Equidae
Gene: CCNH
Product: cyclin H
Exons: 9
Coding region: 166-1137 (323 amino acids)
Biological process (GO): DNA-templated transcription; regulation of transcription by RNA polymerase II; regulation of cyclin-dependent protein serine/threonine kinase activity
Cellular component (GO): transcription factor TFIIK complex; nucleus
Molecular function (GO): cyclin-dependent protein serine/threonine kinase regulator activity
Source: RefSeq, a predicted model, not a curated record